GGCUUACACAGGUACCCUUACCCGUGACCCGCACGGGUGACCCAUAGUACCCCUGCGGAUCCCUACCGGCAUCUGUCAAAUUUCAAACUCCUCACUUCGCGAGACCGACGAGUCUGACUACGUCAAAUAUUUCACAUCUCAAAGACGUAGUCCAGACUGGUUAUCGUCGAGUCUAGCAUAUCAUACUUUGACCUGAUUUGAUCGAUGACUAUAUGGUUUGGAAAUCAAAAUCUAUCUUGAUUGCCAGCUUUUUGUUUGACUUUGCAUCGUUUCACUCAAUCAAGGGUCUUGAGGCAGGAUCAAAUAUACAUAUCCGUUAUGCUGAUUUUGGUGAUACAAGGGCCGAACGGUGGUAUAUCUAGCACGAACGCUGUCGUUAUACACCACUGACAUUCCCCACUCGCUCACCCAUCCCUCGAACAUGACCUACGUCUCAAAUGAUCCCAGUUGGUGGCCGACAAUCAAUUCAAAUGUUCUUUUCAGCUAUUGGAUAGUUGUCUCCGGCAUCGUGGUGGUAUACGAUUGGGUCUUGACACUCGAACAAGAGGUUGAACUGAUCUGGAGACAACGCUGGUCUCUCAUGACUGUGCUGUAUUUGGUCAUACGCUACAUUGGAAUACCGUAUUCUGUUGCCAAAGUUCUGCCAAGUAUGAUAUGGGUCUCGCUGACAGAUGCAGUAAGCAAUAUUAUGUACUACGCAUUACAUGGCACAAGUAUGGUCGUAGGUGUCAUGUUGGGCGUCAUCAUGAUUGCUCGGUUGCAUGCAAUGUAUCAGGGAUCUAGCGCGAUUUUUAUCUUCCUUGUUAUCAUUUUCCUGGCUGUAAACAUCGCCUGCGGAGUAAUCGUGGCAAUAACACUGAAGGACACUGUAGGGGAGGAGUUGAUAAUCUCUGGCAUGUAUAUGUGCGACUAUGGAUAUGAAGGGGACACCCAGCUUCUUGUUUCAAUGGUUUGGAUCCUCAUCACUGUUUGGGAGGUCCUCGCACUGUGCCUUUCAGUCUGGAUUGCUGUGAAACACUUCUACGACCUGCGACGACUCGGCCCAUCGACAGGAUCAACUAUCGGGGACUGUUUCAGAGUGCUGAUGCAAUCUCAUGUGCUUUAUUUUGCGAGCUUUAUUUGUGUCUCUUGCCUCGAACUUACAAUUCCCUCUAUGGAGCUCAUGAAUCAAAAUUCUAUUGGAGCUCAGAUACUUUAUGGUGCUCUUCCGAUUUUAUCGGUCAUGCAGAUGUUUGUGCUGGGACCACGCCUCAUUCUUAGCGUUCGAGAAUACCACGGUGAACUCAUGGAAGACUCUGACGCAGAAACUAGCAUGAAUUCGAUUGUUUUCAAGGAGCGGGUACAUGUAUCCACUAGCAGUACUGUAUAGGGAAAUGCUUGCUGAGUGGUCUGCAGGGAGGAGAAAUUUGAUCGAGGAUCCGUGGUGGUAUCUAUUUCACAUAGUAAAUAGAAGGACCGAACACCCGCACAUACACAUGUAUCAACACCCGUCUCACCUUAAGUUGGUGUCACAGUCCGCGCUUCGGCCAGGACCAAUGAACAAGUCGCCCCACUUGUACACACGCACAUAAAAGUAAACAGUAGAUACAGCAUGUAUUGUCUACCAUAGGGCCUUGCCCCAACGGACAAAAAACAAG
Molecule: messenger RNA, 1637 nt
Organism: Suillus plorans
Lineage: Eukaryota; Fungi; Basidiomycota; Agaricomycetes; Boletales; Suillaceae
Exons: 13
Coding region: 422-1369 (315 amino acids)
Source: RefSeq, a predicted model, not a curated record